AUGAAAAUGAUCUCUAAACCCUUUCCAAUAUUUUGUGCCACAGUUUUUGCUGUUAUUUGGAUUUUAGGACCAUUUUUGAGUAUUGGAUUCAGUCUUUGGAUCUUGUUUUUCUCAGAUUUUUGGCCUGCCGGAUUACUGUAUCUUGCAUGGUUUUGGUUAGAUUUUGAAAUUGAAAAAAGAGGUGCAAGGCCAAAGGUAAUUGAGACUUGAUAAGUUUUUUGAAAAACUGCUACAUUUUUCAGAAACUUAUAACUGAAAAUGAGUUCUUCAAAGGUUUCGCCUCCUAUUUUCCAGUUAAUUUGGUGAAAACUUGCAAACUUCCAACAAAUCGUAAAUAUAUUUUUGGUUGUCAUCCACAUGAUUUAUUAUCUAUUGGAGUCUUCACUAAUUUUGCAACAAAUGCCACAGGAUUCGAUAAACUAUUUCCAGGGAUUCGACCUUUUGUAAUGACCCUAAGUUCACAAUUUUAUUUUCCAAUUCGACGAGAUUUAGUGGCAUCUUUCAAUGUUGUAGAUUCAACUAAAAAAUCAUUAAAAUAUUUAUUAUCCAAAACAUCAACUGCAUGUUGUAUUGUAAUUGGUGGAGCCGAAGAAUCAUUAGAACCAGCAUACACUUUAAUUUUGAAAAAUCGAAAAGGAUUUUGUAAAUAUGCUUUGGAAUUUGGCGCAGAUUUAGUGCCAGUUUAUAAUUUUGGAGAAAAUGAAGUUUAUGAAAAAUAUGAAACAAGAGAAGAUUCAUGGAUUAGAUAUUGGCAAAUGAAAAUGAUUGAUUUGAUUGGUUUUAGUGCACCAAUUUAUCGAGGAGUUCCAAUUUUCGGAUUAUAUUUUUUGAGUAUUGUUCCAAAAGCAAAACCAAUUACAACAGUAGUAGGAAAAGCUAUAAGGUAAUUUUCUUUACAAUUAGAGUAAUCAAACAUUCGGAAUUCAUUUUCAGGGUAACUCAAUGCAAUAAUCCAUCCCAAGAACAAAUUGAUCAACUUCAUUCGAAAUACUGUGAAAAAUUAAUUGAAUUGUUCGAAAAACACAAAAAAUUGCAUAAGAUUCCAAAAAAUGUUCAUUUGACCAUCAAAUAA
Messenger RNA from Caenorhabditis angaria, 1072 nucleotides. Lineage: Eukaryota; Metazoa; Nematoda; Chromadorea; Rhabditida; Rhabditidae. The record is from the annotation of a GenBank genome assembly.